Messenger RNA from Neohortaea acidophila, 1486 nucleotides. RefSeq lists its product as uncharacterized. The transcript is spliced from 2 exons. The record is from RefSeq and is a predicted model, not a curated record. Bases 218 to 1255 code for a protein of 345 amino acids. NCBI's taxonomy places the organism in Eukaryota, Fungi, Ascomycota, Dothideomycetes, Mycosphaerellales, Teratosphaeriaceae.
UGAGACCUGACUGAACCGUGCGUCAUCAUCACAAAAUUUCUGCCUCCUCAACUUUCUCUUCUCUUCCCUACUCAAAAACAACCCGCCCCUCACUCCCAGCCAUCUGUCUACCAACCACCACUACCACCCUUUAUCACCACCACCGCUCCCUUCGUACCACUCUUUUCAAUUCUCCGAACCGCUCGCUAACAAUCUCGCUUCCGACAUCACAGUCGCCAUGCGUUCUUCCGCCGUCGCCGUGGGCUUCGUCAGCCUGUUGACGCUCGCCGCUGCAUCGGUGACAACCAGUGAGAUUACCGUCGUUGCAUACACGACUCCUGCGGGCAGCUUGAUCAUCCCGGUACUGACGACAGAGAUAGUGACAGUGACGGUGACUGCGCCUAGCUGUGGCUUCGGUGAGUGCUCAAGUGCUUCCCCGUCAAUCCCCUCAAGCACCAGCACCAUCAAUGCCCUCACUAUCCUGUCCUCUGCCCUGAGCUCGCUGCAAAGCACCCACUCCUUCAUCACUACUAUCGCUCCUCUUUCCUCCCUGCCUACCGUCACAUCAUUAUCUACCCCAACCCCAUCCACCUCAUUACCCGUAACAUCACCCUCACCACCCUCCACAACAUCACCGUCAUCCACAUCCAUACCCACCAGCAAUGCACUAUCCAUCCUGUCCGCCGCCGAACCCACCACCACCACUUACACCUUCGCCCCUGCACUCUUCUCAAGCUACGGCUUGACGAUAAGUGCACGCAGCUCACCAUCCACCUCGCAAACCACAGUUCCCACCCUGACCACCACCACGAAAGAGACCACGACCGCCGUCUCUCCCGUCACCACGACCACCACUCCCGUCACCAAGACCGAGACCCCCGCUUCGACGACCAUCACCGUCUCCAGCUCGGCCAUCACGGUCCCCAUCCCCGUCACCCUCCACAGCAGCGCUCUCAGCAGCUACCUGAGCUCCGUCUCCUCCUCCUUCGAGAGCCACGUCUCCUCCGCCCACUCUGCCGCCUCCCCCACGACGCAGACCACCACGGAAGUCAAGCCCAGCACCACGACCACCCACACGACCACCAAAUCAGGCGAGACCGUCGGAGCGCACUCGACCUCCACCACCUCGACGCCCACCACCAGCGCCACGUCGACCAACGCUCCUCCCAAGAACGGCGCGGGCAAAGCCUCCACCGUCGGCACGGGCGGCACGCUCGGCAUCGCGGCCAUGCUGCUGCUGUCGAUUAUGACGGCCGCGCACCUCGACUUCGUCUGAUGUUCCGCCUUGCACUUCUUCCUGCCUUGCCCUCUUCGUUCUUGAGAAGCUGGGCUUGGCGUGCAUGCAUGGUUUUCGGGCGUUGGUGUGAUGAUCACAAGGAUAGGAAAGGAAUACCCCACGGCAUGGUUUAUCAAGGCGAUGGAAUGAAAUGUGGGGACGUGUGAAUCGGAAAUGAAAAUGGAAAUGGGAAGGGAGGAGUCAUCCAGUGUGCUGUACUCGUAGCUUCGA